Messenger RNA from Triticum turgidum subsp. durum (durum wheat), 1200 nucleotides. Lineage: Eukaryota; Viridiplantae; Streptophyta; Magnoliopsida; Poales; Poaceae. The record is from the annotation of a GenBank genome assembly.
AUGACCGCACCACACCACCCCCGCGCCGCGCGCUCCCCGCCAAGAUUCGCCAGGCGGCCUCGUCUCCUCCCAUCGAGGGAGAGGGAGAGGCACCGGCCCCAUCGCAUGGGAGCGCGGUCGACGGCGACCGCGGGGGAGGCGGUGGCGAGGCGGGGCGGCCGGAAGAAGGGAGCCAUGGCGCCGUCGGUGGGCGGCGUGGAGGCGGCGUCCGCGGCGGCGGCGAUGGCGGGCGGCCGGCGCAGCAGGGCCCCGCCGCGGCUGGUGGGCUACGAGGAGCUCCCCGAGUACCUUAAGGACAACGAGUACAUCCGCGGCCACUACCGCGUCGAGUGGCCCAUCCGCGACGCCCUCCUCAGCGCCUUCUCCUGGCACAACGAGACGCUCAACGUCUGGACGCAUUUGGGCGGGUUCCUGCUGUUCCUGGCGCUCGCCGUCGCCGGCGGCGGCCCGGAGGCCGCCCACGACGCCGCGCCGGGGAUCAUGAGGUUCGUGGUGGGAUCAGCUAAUUCGUCGUGGAAGAGCGAUCAAUCGGGCCUGCCGGGCCAUGACGCAGCGGCGGCGGCCCUGGGCGGGCACGGGGUGCCGCGGUGGCCGCGGAUGGUGUUCCUCGUGGGCGCCAUGGCGUGCCUGGCCAUCAGCGCGACGGCGCACCUCCUCGCGUGCCACUCGCGCCGCGCCACCGUCGUCUUCUGGCAGCUGGACUACGCCGGCAUCUCCAUCAUGAUCGUCGCCUCCUUCGUCCCGCCCGUGUACUACGCGUUCCUCUGCCACCCGCCCGCGCGCGUCGCCUACCUCUCCGCCAUCACCGUCCUCGGCGCGCUCGUCGUGGCCGUGCUGCUCUCGCCGUCGUGCUCCUCGCCGCGGUAUCGCCGCCUCCGCGCCACGCUGUUCCUCGCCAUGGGGAUGUCCGGCGUCAUCCCGGCGGUGCACGCGCUCUGGAUCAACUGGGGCCACACCGCGUGCUACCUGGCCCUCGGGCUGGAGGUGGCCAUGGGGCUCGCCUACGCCGUCGGCGCCUGGUUCUACGUCAGCCGCGUGCCGGAGAAGUGGCGCCCCGGCGUCUUCGACGUCGUCGGCCACAGCCACCAGAUCUUCCACGUCUUCGUGCUCGUCGGUGCCAUCACGCACUACGUCGCCGUCGCCGUGCUGCUCGACUGGCGGGAGAAGGCGGCCGUCUCGUGCGGCGGCACGGCGUCGUAG